UCACCAGUACAAAAGAUUCACGGCCUCUGAACUUGUGAAACUCCCUCACGCCCUCACCGUCUCACGCUUUUCCACUUUGAUUCUCUGCUUUUUCAUUGUUCUCAAAGAUCCAUUCUCUGAUUUUUUAAGGAAUAAAAAAUCUUCAGCCAUGCUAGUGUACCAGGAUCUUCUCACGGCGCUGUUCUUGAUCUUUCCGUGUAGCUAAUGGUAAGAGCAUUAAUGCCUCUUUCUAAGAGUAAGAAGGUGAUGAGCUUCUCUCGGACUCAUUCCCGUACAAGGAAAUUGAGAAUGGGAUGCUGUGGGAAGUGGAAGGAAAGUGGGUUGUGCAAGGAGUUGUUGAUGUGGACAUUGGAGCUAACCCUUCCGCAGAAGGUGGAGAUGAAGAUGAAGGUGUCGAUGACCAACAUGUCAAGGUUGUUGACAUUGUGGAUACCUUUAGGCUUCAGGAACAACCUUCUUUUGACAAGAAGCAGUUUAUCACAUUCAUGAAGAGGUACAUCAAGAAUCUAACAGCCAAAUUGGAGACAGAGAAGCAAGAGUUGUUUAAGAAGCACAUUGAGGGAGCGACCAAGUUCCUCCUUUCAAAGCUCAGUGAUCUCCAGUUUUUUGUGGGGGAAAGCAUGCAUGAUGAUGGCAGUUUGGUUUUUGCAUACUACAAGGAAGGUGCUACUGAUCCGACCUUUAUCUACUUUGCUUAUGGAUUAAAGGAAGUCAAGUGUUAAACAUUGGUCGAUCAAAACAAGCUUUGAGAUGGCGAUGUUUUCUGUAGUUUAGGUUUCAAGUUGUGUUACUAUUUUUAUUUCCUUCUUCUAUUGGUCAUUGGAGGAUAAAGUUAUACUUUGUCGGAAGAGUUUCAAUUUUUGGGUAGUGUUUUAUUAGUAUGUGCUUUUUAUGGUGGUGACAUUGGGACAAUUUAUAUACAGACGUUGGUGGAAGAAUAAAAAAUAAAGCGUGUUCU
Juglans regia (Persian walnut) is the source of this 958-nucleotide messenger RNA. Its product is annotated as translationally-controlled tumor protein homolog. The transcript has 6 exons. Gene Ontology annotation, cellular component: cytoplasm. Bases 294 to 722 code for a protein of 142 amino acids. The record is from RefSeq and is a predicted model, not a curated record. Lineage: Eukaryota; Viridiplantae; Streptophyta; Magnoliopsida; Fagales; Juglandaceae. Gene Ontology annotation, molecular function: calcium ion binding.